Messenger RNA from Prinia subflava (tawny-flanked prinia), 1538 nucleotides. It is a transcript of the gene ZFYVE21, whose product is annotated as zinc finger FYVE-type containing 21. The transcript is spliced from 8 exons. The coding region runs from base 68 to 811 and encodes 247 amino acids. Gene Ontology annotation, molecular function: metal ion binding. NCBI's taxonomy places the organism in Eukaryota, Metazoa, Chordata, Aves, Passeriformes, Cisticolidae. The record is from RefSeq and is a predicted model, not a curated record.
GCAGCGCCGCGCGGCGAUUGGGCGGGGGCGGCGGCCGUCCCGCGGCGGCGGCGGCGCGCGGGGGAAGAUGUCGGGCGGCGACGCGAAGAAGCUGGUGCGCUCCCCCAGCGGGCUGCGCAUGGUGCCCGAGCACCGCGCCGCCCGCAGCCCCUUCGGCCUCGACGAGCCCCCCUGGGUGCCCGACAAGGAGUGCCCAAGAUGUAUGCAGUGUGAUACAAAAUUUGACUUCAUAACUAGAAAGCAUCACUGCCGGAGGUGUGGGAAGUGUUUCUGUGACAAGUGCUGCAGUAAGAAAGUGCCUCUGCCCCGCAUGUGCUUCGUGGACCCCGUGCGCCAGUGUGCGGAGUGCGCGCUGGUCUCGCAGAAGGAGACAGAGUUCUACGACAAACAGCUCAAAGUGCUCAUGAAUGGUGCUACAUUCUUUGUAACUCUGGGAACAUCUGAUAAAUCUGAGCUCAUGGUUUGUCGACUUUCCAACAACCAGAGAUACCUGGUUUUGGAUGGAGACAGCCAUUAUGAAAUUGAAAUUAUACAGAUUUCAACUGUUCAGAUACUUACAGAGGGAUUUACUCCUGGAGAAAAAGAUAUUCACACUUACACCAGCCUCCUGGAGAGCCCGCCUGUUACUGAAGGAGGCAACACUCGUGCCAUAGGGAUGAUCCUGCAGUACAAGGUCCCGGGGUCGGAGGAGGUGACGCAGAUGAAGUUUACUGCUGGUGAAGACUUCAGCUGUAACAAGAAGCUGUCGGCAGCCUGGCUGGCAGCCAUGCAUAAGGCAACAAAACUUCUCUAUGAGUCUCGGGACCAGUGAGAACUGCAAAUGUGGCCUCCUGAGGGCACACACAGACACCAGCCUCCACAGACCUGCCUCUCACUUUGUGCUGAUUUGACAGCUGGAAAUAUUUGCUGUUCUUGACUCUCUCUCAUUCCAGUGUGGUUCAUUAUGUAAGAACUGGCAAAUGCAAUGUGAGUAUUUUUUUUGAACCAUGAGUAUUCACGGUAGUGUGCAAUAUGUAUACAGUUAAUGCUUUAAACAGCCUCACCUUUUAAGACUUUGUAUAUUUUGUUAAGCCUUUACUGGCACUUAAUAUGAAAGUGACCUGCACUACAGCUAAUGUACAGCACAACUUUUAUAGUAACCAUUAUAUACUGUUUGCUACAGGAAGCAAACAAAUGUGUAUGUCUCUUCUGCAGAGAAUAGCUUUUGGGUAUAGAUCUCAGGUUUUUCCCUCUAGCCAAAUGUUUAAAAUCAAUGUACAAAAAAAAUCUGCCUUAGAUAGGGUUUUAUAGAAAUCAUGUGGGUUUUUUUAAACAUUUCAUUUUAAACAUCUAAAUAUUUCACCAAAUACCACCAAAUUUGACUUACAUGAACUUAACCUUGAAACUUCACUUCUGUAAUAAGCUUCCAGAAUAAUUUUUAGUUUUGUAUUUUCUUUUUUGGUAACUAGCUUUUGUUAAUCUAAUCUGUAAUGCUAUCUGAAAUUGUAUACAAUUUAAUGUACAAAUACAAAUAAAUUAAUUCACUUAUUUAAAGAAAA